GACAAAAGAAAAAGUAGAAGAAGAAGCUGAAAAAAUAGAAGAAGUUGUCAGUCAUGUUAUGCGCAUUUAAGUCAGUAACAACCUUUUAGCCACCUCCAGCAAUAAUUUAGUUUUGACACUGUUGUUUAGCUACACUUCGUCUAUCUCUUCUCUUCCCUUCGUCUAUCUCCAAUAUCAGAUAUCCGACCUAUUACUUCUGUGCGUGCGUGCCGUGUUAACGUCAGCUAGCUGAAUGCUACUAGCAGCAUAGGUUUAACGGAAACACUGAAAACAUAACCAUCACCCUCUAACUUUAAAGCUUAAGCUGGCUACAUUUCAUAGAGUAUAAUGACCCGCCACGGAAAGAACUGUACGGCUGGAGCAGUCUACACCUACCACGAGAAAAGGAAAGAUACAGCGGCAUCUGGUUACGGCACACAGAGCAUUCGCCUGGGUAAAGAUGCCAUCAAAGAUUUUGACUGCUGCUGUUUGUCCUUGCAGCCCUGCCAGAAUCCUGUGGUGACUCCAGAUGGCUAUUUGUAUGAAAAGCAGGCCAUUCUUGAAUACAUUCUGCAUCAGAAGACAGAAAUUGCCAAACAGAUGAAGUUGUAUGAGAAGCAAAAACAAGCUAUGAAGAAUGACAGUAAGUUGGAGUCUAAGUCAGAGGAAAGGGAGAAAGUGGAGAAAUUUAAAACCAGAGAGAACAGCAUCGUCUCCAAACCCAUCAACCCUUUCACUUCUGGGCAGAACAGAGGAGGUGACAAGGGCAGCAGCUCAUCAGCAGCAGCAGCAUCAACAUCUUCUGGUUCAGUGGCCUCCUCCAGCCAGAGUCUGCCCAGCUUCUGGAUUCCCUCUCUGACACCUGAAGCCAAGCCUACUCUACUCAAGAAACCAAGCAAGGCUGUGCUGUGCCCGAUGUCAGGACGACCUAUAAAGAUGAACGAGCUGAUUACAGUGCGCUUUACACCAAUCGACCCGAGCCUGGACCGAGUGGCCCUGAUCACCCGCCAGGACAGGUACGUGUGUGCUGUAACCAAAGACGUCCUGGGCAACAGCCUUCCCUGUGCUGUCCUGCGACCCUCAGGUUGUGUGGUGACGCAGGAGUGUGUGGAGAAACUCAUCAGGGCGGACAUGAUCGAUCCUGUGAGUGGAGACAAGCUGUCUGACAAAGACAUCAUCCCGUUGCAGAGGGGAGGAACCGGCUUUGCCGCGGCUGGGGUGGAGCUUAAGGCCAAAGAGGCUCGUCCAGUGAUGCAAGUGUGACAGAUGCUUUUUUGCAGUUACAGUAAUAUGCCUGUAAGUAAUGUCAAGUUCCAGAAUCCUCUAGAAGAAAUAGUAUCGUGGUUUCUUAUCUUUUUUUUUUCUUUUUUUUUUGUAAAUUAAGGGCAGACAGAUUUUUUUUGGACAUCUUGGCCAUUUACUAUUAUAGUGAUACAAACGUAAAUACGGAAGGGCUUUGUAAGAAAGUUUAGGGGGAAAGCAUGCCCUAUGCUUUCAUACGGAAUUCUAAUACAAAUAAAGGAAUUUUGUCAGUUU
This is a messenger RNA of Dunckerocampus dactyliophorus (ringed pipefish), 1515 nucleotides long. It is a transcript of the gene nosip, whose product is annotated as nitric oxide synthase interacting protein. Gene Ontology annotation, molecular function: ubiquitin protein ligase activity. Gene Ontology annotation, cellular component: nucleus. The record is from RefSeq and is a predicted model, not a curated record. NCBI's taxonomy places the organism in Eukaryota, Metazoa, Chordata, Actinopteri, Syngnathiformes, Syngnathidae. Bases 328 to 1242 code for a protein of 304 amino acids. The transcript has 9 exons.